Molecule: messenger RNA, 4475 nt
Organism: Rhinolophus ferrumequinum (greater horseshoe bat)
Lineage: Eukaryota; Metazoa; Chordata; Mammalia; Chiroptera; Rhinolophidae
Gene: ERO1B
Product: endoplasmic reticulum oxidoreductase 1 beta
Exons: 16
Coding region: 186-1586 (466 amino acids)
Biological process (GO): protein folding in endoplasmic reticulum
Cellular component (GO): endoplasmic reticulum membrane; endoplasmic reticulum
Molecular function (GO): FAD binding; thiol oxidase activity; protein-disulfide reductase activity
Source: RefSeq, a predicted model, not a curated record
GGGGCCUCCUGGGGUGAGGUGGGGGCGCUCGGCUCUCCGCCUCACUCGCAGCUGCCGGGCGCUCGGACCUCUGACCCUGGAAUCUCGCGGCAGCCGGCAUCCGUCUCUGUGGGUUGCCGCCCGGGCCACCCGCCGUUCCCCGGUCCGGAGGGGCCCGGCCGGCCGCGGUGCAGAAAGCGGGCAGCAUGAGCCGGGGGGCCCGGCGGGCCGGCGCGGGGCGGGGGACGGCCGCUGUGCGGCUUCUGGUCACCCUGAGCCUUCUCCCCGGCGUCGUCGAGGCCCAGGUCACUGGAGUGCUAGAUGAUUGCUUGUGUGAUGUCGAUAGCAUCGAUAAAUUCAAUACCUUCAAAAUCUUCCCAAAAAUGAAAAAAUUGCAAGAGCGAGACUACUUCCGUUAUUAUAAGGUUAACCUGAAGCGACCAUGUCCUUUCUGGGCAGAAGAUGGCCAUUGUUCAAUAAAAGACUGUCACGUGGAGCCCUGUCCAGAGAGUAAAAUCCCAGUUGGAAUUAAAGCUGGAAGUUCUAAUAAGUACUUGAAAGAGGCAAACAAUACCAAAGAAUUAGAAGACUGUGAGCAAGCUAAUAAACUGGGAGCAAUUAAUAGCACAUUAAGUAAUCAAAGCAAAGAAGCUUUCAUUGACUGGGCAAGAUACGAUGAUUCACAGGAUCACUUUUGUGAACUUGAUGAUGAGAGGUCUCCCACUGCUCAGUAUGUAGACCUGUUGCUGAACCCCGAGCGUUACACUGGCUACAAAGGGCCGUCUGCAUGGAGAGUGUGGAACAGCAUCUAUGAAGAAAACUGUUUCAAGCCUCGAUCUGUUUAUCGUCCUUUAAAUCCUCUGGCACCCAGCCGAGGAGAAGAUGAUGGAGAAUCAUUCUACACAUGGCUAGAAGGUUUAUGUCUAGAGAAAAGAGUCUUCUAUAAGCUUAUAUCGGGACUUCAUGCUAGUAUCAAUUUACAUCUAUGUGCAAAUUAUCUUCUGGAAGAAACCUGGGGUAAGCCUAGCUGGGGACCAAAUAUCAAAGAAUUUAAACGCCGCUUUGACCCUGUGGAAACCAAGGGAGAAGGUCCAAGAAGGCUAAAGAAUCUCUACUUUUUAUACUUAAUUGAGCUUAGAGCUUUGUCAAAGGUGGCCCCAUAUUUUGAGCGCUCAAUCGUCGAUCUGUACACUGGAAAUGUAGAGGAUGAUGCUGACACAAAAACCCUCCUGCUGGAUAUCUUUCAAGAUACAAAGUCCUUUCCCAUGCAUUUUGACGAGAAAUCCAUGUUCGCAGGGGACAAAAAGGGGGCCAAGUCAUUAAAGGAGGAAUUCCGGUUACAUUUCAAGAACAUUUCCCGUAUAAUGGACUGUGUUGGAUGUGACAAAUGCAGAUUGUGGGGGAAAUUACAGACUCAGGGCUUAGGAACUGCCCUGAAGAUACUAUUCUCUGAAAAAGAAAUCCAAAAGCUUCCAGAAAAUAGCCCGUCGAAAGGUUUCCAACUCACUCGACAAGAAAUUGUUGCUCUUUUAAAUGCCUUUGGAAGGCUUUCCACAAGUAUAAGAGAAUUACAGAAUUUUAAAGUCUUAUUACAACACAGUAGGUAAUAAAGGCUUUUAUAUGUCUAAUUAGAGACAUAAAGUGACUGUGUGAAGACUUUUACUCUUGGACAUUCAACAGAAGGAAGCUAAUCUUCAACGACUUUGAGAAUUCUGAACUCUUAAAGAGAAAAUUCAGUUGUUCACUUGAAUAUUUAUGAUUCUUAAUAGACUAUCAAUUAGAGGUAUUUAUAAAUGAAGUAUAUACUUUUAAAACAUGUAAGUUAUACUAAUUCUGUGUUUAAUUUCAUGUUUUCAUCUGUUGAAUAUUCUGCUAUUGUUUAGAAUUGCUUUUGUUCUUGUUAUGCUUUAUUUCAAACUUAAAUGACAAUGUCUCCAUCCUGAUAACACUGUUAACAGCCUGUUAUGGAAACGGAGAGCUAGGGAACAAAUGUUGCUUAGGGCUGUAUCAGUGGUAACGGUUUAUCAGUGAUUUUGAAAUGUGCGCUUCACCUUGCCUAGCGUUGUGUCACCUUCUAGAACAUGGAAGUGUCAGCACGAUGAAAGCCCUUUCAGUGUAUAGUUCUAGAAAUUACUUAAGAAUCCCCAGGACUUCAACUUCAAUUUCAUUGGUUAGUUUUAGUUAAAUUUGUAGUUGCUGCUGUUGUGUUGUUUUGGUCUGAAGGACCUGUGCUGGUCAAGGUGAAUAAGGACUGUCCCCUAUGCCACCAGCCAGAUUUCCUGUGUGUAGUUGGCUGGCUCAGGAGGACUCUUAGAACCUAGAAAUCAGUUUCUUUUGAGUUUGCGUUUUUCUGUUCCUACUUCAAUUUUAGAAAUUUUCAUUUAGUCUAAAAAAACAUAAAUAUUCACUAGUUUCCAUCUUGAUAAAAUUUGAAUGGGAUUUUGUGGAUUUAUAAUGACAAUUUAAAACAUUAUAUGCACAGAAUUUACUAUUUUAAAUUAAAAUAAGCAUUUUUAAAUAUUUUAUUUUAGAAUACAAUCUAUGCAAUCUUCUCAAUCUCAUUUGCUUUCCUAGGAUAUUUCAGCAGGUAGGUUAGUUCCAGCCUCUUUUAAGCUUCCCCGCUCUCCACCUGGUCAUUGUAGUUCACUGUAUAUAAAUGUAACUUGUACCAACAGAUGACUCAGUUAGUCCUAAACAGUCAUUUUCUAAACCUGGCAGUUAAGCAUCCUUAAUAGUUAAAAUAUUGAUUCUUUAAAAAGGUGUUAGUAGAUAUAACGUGGUUAAUUUGGAAGGUUGCAUCUGUGUGGAAGUGAUGUUUUUCCUUAGACUCUUCAGUCUUUUAUGAAAUAAGUGCUCUUAAACCUGUUUCUUCUCCUGCCAAAGCCUGAAAUGUGUUCAUUGAUGACUAAGUGAUGUAUUUUAAUUGUAUUUAGUUGGCUCACCCAUCCUUUAAAAAUAUGUAGUCACCAUAGGAGGCAGGGAUGUGGUAGGAGAGAGCAAGGUCUCACUAGUUAAUUAUUUCUUACCCAAUUUCUAACCUUUGUAGAUCCGGGCUUUUGUUGGUGGUGGUGGUGGUGGUGGUGGUUUUUGUUGAGUCAAAUAAAACAGCCUGACUUGAUUGGAGCUUCCUCCACUUUUUCUUUUCAUUUUUAGAGAUGAAGUAUUGUAUGGUGGGAGAGGGGACCUUAAGGUAAACUUGUCUAAAAAGUGAAUUAAGUAAUCUUGCUGGUAAAUUAAUAAGAAUUAUUCUUAGUGUUCAGAGUUUAAGAAAAUGUGAGUUUUGCACUUGUCUAUUUUUACCUUAAGUUUAAAAAUCUUUUUGGUAGGGUUACUUCAGUGUUCCAUUAGUUAAAGAUAAAGGCUAUUAUUUAAACUGUUGUUUACUGGAGAAAAUCCUUGGCUAUUUCCAUUUGCUUUUCUUCUUUACUGUGAUUUGUUUGAAGCUUAGGAAAAAGUAUAUGUUAGAAUGCUAGGAAAUUAAAGGGUCUAAUUAGGAUUAAAAGUUCUUUUCAAAGUUUUAACAAAUUUUUUUCACUACCAAGAAAGUAAACAAAUGAAGUAUUCUUAAGCUGAAAUUUAUUUAACUUUAUUUUACCAUAAAUUAGAUUGUGGGGGGCAGCCUACAUUUUUGUGUAUGUAUUUCUUAAAUGAUUGUAAGCUGUUUUGUGAGCCCAGUGAUGUUUUAUGGUCCUUGUAAUAUAAGCUGUUUUUUCAAUUCACAUAGUUUUUGUUGUGAAGUGAUACUAAAGUACUGGUUGCUUUGUGAAAAUGCUUGGCUGGUAAUACCUCUUGGCAUUUUGUCUUUAUCUCAUCACCUAAUUUAAAAAUCCAGCACUUGAUAAUCCAGCACUGACAGAAAUAAUUGUACCAGCUGAUGAAGUAAUGAAGCUAAACAAGAGGAAAAUAUCCCUUCCUUCAAUGGCAUGAAUUUGUUUUUGUUUUGUUUUGUUUUUCCUUAAGUGGCAUCUAUGUAAGUUAGAAAGACCAUAAUAUUAAAGUUGGUAAAAUUUGAAUGUUUCUCCUGUGUUGAUUCUUAGAUUAUAAUGGAGGAUCAGACAGAAUAGUAAUAGUUUUCAGUUUUGAAAUUUGAUGUCAAAUAUUUUGAUGUUUUAACAUUGUGAAUUACUUAAUACUUGUAAUCUCUGUGUCUAUAUGAAACACUGUGCCACAUUUUCCGGCUUUCCCUAGGUGCCACUGUAUCUAAGAAAGGACAGCAUUGCCUUCUCCUGGGAACUUGAGAACAGUUCACAGUAAACGUCUCAGCAGUUUGCAAAUUGGAAGUACCUGCAGAAACCAUAGCUACUCACCAAACUACACAGACUGGGUGCAUGGCAUCAUGGAAAUUAUUUGAUAAAACAACAGAAACACAAAUUUGUGUGUACUCUGUUUUAGUAAUAUCUACAGGUACACCUUGGCUUUAGAACAGAAUUGCAAAUAAUGUGCUGUUGUACCCACCAUGUAGUAAAAAAUGUGAAUUAAAGUAAAUGUUCCUACCA